AUGAAACAUAAACAAACGGCUUCUGGCGCCAAACAGGCGGCUCUUCCCUCGACAAUGCCGUCAGAUACUGAACCGACAUUCGAAAAUCCUGGGGAAUCUCAUUCCACUAAUUCCAAAAUCUUUCGGGCUGUGGCAGACGUCUUUCAAAAUGCGCAAUCCACUUAUGCGGGUCAUAGAAGACACAUAGCGGUUUUGAAACGGAUUCAAGCGAAAGCUGUCGAACAAGGAUAUGAGGAGGUGUUCAACUACUGGUUUGACAAGAUGGUUACUUUGGUGCUGCCUCUAAAAAGAACCGAGCCUGUAGGCGAUCGCAUUGUUCGACUCGUUGGAGGCUUCAUCUCCAGCAUCGAACAUGAGUUGGAGGCAACAGAUGACGAGUACGACCGUAAGGAACGGGAAGAAGUCUUUGCUCGAUUUGUGGACCAGUUUGUGAGACAUAUGUUACGCGGCAUCGAGUCGCGCGACAAAAAUGCCCGAUACAGAGUUACUCAGCUUUUGGCUGUCAUCAUGGAUAACAUCGGCGAAAUAGACGAAGAGCUUUACAAUCUCCUUAUGUGGUCACUUCAAAAGCGUGUGUACGACAAGGAAUCAUUUGUCAGAAUUCAGUCAAUUUUCUGCUUGACUAAGUUCCAAGAUGAUGAAAGCGUGUCAGAAGCAGUUGAUGAUGCGACCUCGAAGUUGAUGCACGCGAUUCAGAACGACCCAAGUGCGGAAGUACGACGGGCUGCUAUGCUCAACCUCGUUAACACACCUAAUACCAAAAAACUGAUUAUGGAGCGCGCCAGGGACGUAAACCCAAUCAACAGGCGACUUGUUUAUUCCCGUGUUUUACGAGGUAUGGGGUCAUCAGUCUUUGAGGAGCUGAACACCGAGUCGCUCGAUAAAUUGAUAAGUUGGGGGCUGGAAGAUCGCGAAGAAACAGUACGAGUUGCCUGCGCAAGGCUAGUGUCAUUUGACUGGCUCAAUCUAAUGGACGGGGAUAUUAUAAAAUUGCUAACAAGGCUAAAUGUCACAACAAGCAAAGUUUGUGAGAAAGCCAUGGAUGCUAUAUUCAAAUACAGAAACGAUACAGUCACCAAAAUCAAACUGCCAGAAAACGUCUGGGGAAACCUAACCGCAGAAACAUCGUUUUUGAUCAAAGCAUUUCACUUUCACUGCACCAAGAAUCAUCUCGACGACGUAAUAGACUCAAACUUCCCGGAAGCUUCAAAGCUUUCAGAAAUAAUACAGAAGUAUAUCGACUUGAGAUUUGUUCAGAGCGGGCUUUCUGCUAUUGAUGAAGAGUGUCUGGACUUUAUCAUUCAGCAAUUACUUUCGGUGGCAUUUAACUUCGAUUACAGUGAUGAAAUUGGAAGACGCGCCAUGUUAAUCGUUAUUAGAAAUACCUUGGCGAGUCAUAAAUUGAAGCCAAGUCAAGUUGAGAUUUGCUUGAAGGUGCUCGAAGUUCUUUCAAUUAAUGAGCGAGACUUUAUAACCAUGACUGUGGAGAUAAUUACGGACAUACGUGAUGAGGACAUCGAGAAACAAGAAGCUGAAGAGGCAAAGAAGAUGCCGUCAACAAAUUUCAAUGGCACUGAUGAAGAUGAGGAUGAUGUUGAAUCAUUCCAUUCGGCCGUUGAUGAUCUAGUGAACGGAAAUGAGACUCCUGAAGGGAACUCUCAGCUAUUAGUUCAGGAAAAGGAGGUGAGUCCUGAAGCAUUGUUAGCAUGUUUGACUAUGUCUCAGUACAUGCUGGAAUUAGUGAAUAGUCCGCUAAAUGAGAACAUUAUGAUAACCACUUUAAUUGAUACCCUCAUAACACCAGCUGUUAGAAAUACCCAACCAGAAGUUAGAGAGCUUGGAGUGCGGACGCUAGGUCUUUGCUGUCUUUUGGAUGUUGAUCUGGCUGCAGAAAGCCUCUACUUGUUAGGUAUGUGUGUUUCGAAAGGUGACGCAAGUUUGAAAAACACAGCAUUGAAGGUCAUUGUAGAUAUUUUCUCUAUACAUGGCACUAAGGUGGUAGACGGAGAGGGUAAAGUGGAUUCAAUAUCUCUACACAAGAUCUUCUACAAAACUCUUAAAAAUUGCGAACUUCCAAAUUGUCAAGCGACAGUGGCAGAGGGAUUAUGCAAGCUUUUCUUGGGGGACGUCUUCAUGGAUGACGAUUUAUUCGAAACACUUGUUCUAUCAUAUUUCUCUCCUGCGAACUCAAAGAACGAAGCAUUAGUUCAAGCCUUUGCAUUUUGUCUCCCCGUAUACUGCUUCUCUCAUGUGCGCCACCAGAGAAGAAUGGUUCGCGUUGCGGGAGAUGUGCUUCUAAGGUUAUCUGUGCUGUGGGAUGAUAUUCAAACGAAUGAAGAUGAAUCACUUCCUGCUUCCUCUAUGUUGAAGCCCAGUGUUAUCUUUCAAGAGUUGAUUGAAUGGACAGAUUCCACGAAACUAGUGAACAAGAGUUCUGAGCUCGACCAAAAAGAGGAUACUCAGCUCGAUUUCUUACUCAGUGUACUCAAAGUGUAUUACAAGCUUGAGAGAAAAGACCUGAAGAAAAUGAUUCUUACUAACAUUGGUAGGUUCAACUUCGAAGAUGACAACGUUUCAAAGUGGAGAGAGGCUCAUGACAUCCUGGAAGACAUUUUGGACAAUGAUGACAUUGAUUCAGCCACCAGAAACGCGGUUGGUAAAUUUACAUCACUCAUAAAGGACUUCCUAGCGACAAGAGAGGAAAGUGAACAAGACAUUACGAAAAAUGAGGCGAGCGAAGAUGAUGAGGAAACUUCCAAUAUUCUCCAUACCGGUGCCUCGACACAUUCCGACGGUAAUCCUCAAGCGGCAGAGUCAACAGAUAUCAUUGAUGGCAAUCAGCUCUCAGAUCUGCAUCUCCCAGGAGAAAAAACCGACAAUACUGAGGAGCAUCUAAGUUUGAGCAACAGGAAAAGGAAAAGACUUGAGGAAAGAGGUUGUUCAGAGAGACCUUCUGAUCCGGAAAGGAGCAGUAGAAUGGUAAGCUUCGUUCUUCCAGAGGAUCACAGUAUGUCUAGCGGGAGUUCUGAUGAUUGCAAAUCUGAUGACGAAUAUAAUGGCGAGUAA
Lachancea thermotolerans CBS 6340 is the source of this 3066-nucleotide messenger RNA. It is a transcript of the gene YCG1, whose product is annotated as condensin subunit YCG1. The record is from RefSeq and is a predicted model, not a curated record. The transcript has a single exon. Gene Ontology annotation, cellular component: condensin complex; condensed chromosome. The coding region runs from base 1 to 3066 and encodes 1021 amino acids. Gene Ontology annotation, biological process: mitotic chromosome condensation. NCBI's taxonomy places the organism in Eukaryota, Fungi, Ascomycota, Saccharomycetes, Saccharomycetales, Saccharomycetaceae.